Molecule: messenger RNA, 1503 nt
Organism: Eruca vesicaria subsp. sativa (arugula)
Lineage: Eukaryota; Viridiplantae; Streptophyta; Magnoliopsida; Brassicales; Brassicaceae
Source: the annotation of a GenBank genome assembly
ACAUAAAUUCGAAACAACAAACAAAAAAAAGACGAUUCUUUGCUUUGCCUUCAAAUCUCAUCAAUCACCACCUUCCAUCCUCGUUACCUCUUUCCUUUUUUUUUUUUUUUUUUAAUUAUCUCACUGUCUCUGCAAAUCGCGAGAUCUCGGAAUCGCAUCAUUGAUUGGCUCUUAUCAAGGAUUUCGCGUUAAAUUGCCGUGAUUUCUAGCUUCUAGAGCAACUGAAUUUUGAACGACGAGGAUUCGGGAGAUUUUUUUUUUUGGUUUGCGUGUUUGUAAUUAGGACUGUUUGUGUGUUGUUGAGAGGAGCGAAGAUGGAGAAGUACGAGCUCGUGAAAGACAUAGGCGCUGGGAAUUUCGGAGUGGCGAGGCUCAUGAAGGUCAAAAACUCUAAAGAGCUUGUUGCCAUGAAAUACAUCGAGCGUGGUCCUAAGAUUGAUGAGAAUGUGGCAAGAGAGAUCAUUAAUCAUAGAUCACUUCGUCAUCCUAAUAUUAUCCGAUUUAAGGAGGUUGUGUUGACUCCUACUCAUCUGGCUAUUGCUAUGGAGUAUGCUGCUGGUGGUGAAUUAUUCGAGCGUAUUUGCAGUGCUGGAAGAUUCAGUGAGGAUGAGGCGAGAUACUUCUUCCAGCAGCUUAUAUCAGGUGUUAGCUAUUGCCAUGCUAUGCAAAUAUGCCAUAGAGAUCUGAAGCUUGAGAAUACACUCCUUGAUGGAAGUCCUGCUCCACGUCUCAAAAUCUGUGAUUUUGGUUAUUCCAAGUCCUCUCUAUUGCACUCAAGGCCCAAAUCAACAGUCGGAACUCCAGCAUAUAUUGCACCAGAGGUCCUUUCUCGUAGAGAAUAUGAUGGCAAGAUGGCUGAUGUAUGGUCUUGUGGUGUAACUCUUUAUGUCAUGCUUGUUGGAGCAUACCCAUUCGAAGAUCAGGAAGACCCUAAAAACUUCAGGAAAACAAUACAAAAAAUCAUGGCUGUUCAGUACAAGAUCCCAGACUACGUCCACAUCUCACAAGAUUGCAAACAUCUCCUUUCCCGUAUAUUUGUGGCCAAUUCACUCAAGAGGAUAACCAUUGCGGAAAUAAAGAAACACCCAUGGUUCCUGAAGAACUUGCCAAGGGAACUCACAGAGACAGCUCAAGCUGCAUAUUUCAAAAAAGAGAAUCCAACCUUCUCCCUCCAAACCGCUGAAGAGAUUAUGAAGAUAGUGGAUGACGCCAAAACGCCUCCACCUGUUUCCAGAUCCAUAGGAGGUUUUGGAUGGGGAGGAAAGGGAGAUGCAGAGGAGGAAGAAGAGGUGGAUGAAGAGGAGGUGGUGGAAGAAGAGGAAGACGAAGAAGAUGAAUAUGACAAGACUGUAAAGGAAGUACACGCAAGUGGAGAAGUGAGAAUCAGUUGAUUUUUUUUUUUGGUUUUUGUAAGAAAGAAAGUUGUCGUUGGUUUUGCUGAAACUUAAAAUUCUCGUUUUUUUUUUUAAUUUUGUCUUUGCCAAUUACAAUGCUUUGGCUUUU